CCAGCCCCACCCACAGCGCCUGGCAACCCACACCAGUCAGGGACAGCAGAAAAUGGAAGAGCCUCCAGAAGAGGCUCCAGCUGAAUCUUUGGAACAUGAAAGCACAGCUGCGCCCUCAUCUGCCGGCCACACUAACGGCCAGGCAGAAGACCACCAGAACAACCAGGCCAAAGGGGAGGCAGAAGACCAAACUGAUCACAGAAUAGCUGGCCAAAGUGCCAGAAAAGUGUCUGGCCAGGCUGAACUCACCAUAUUUGGUCAAGCUGAUGACAAAGUAUCUGAAGGCGAUGAGAGUGAAACAUCAGGCCAGGCAGACGGUGUUUAUGCUGCUGAUCUUAGAGCAUAUAAUCAGGUUGGCCAAAGAUCAUUUGAACAGACUGAAGGCAAGGCAUCUAGCCAGGCCUAUAAUGAAGAGCAGGCCUAUAAUGAUGGCCAGGAGUCGGGCCUGACCGGCCAAAGAACUCCUGAACGAAGAUCAUCCACACUAUCUAACCGAAAGGCUUCCAGACAGACUGACCACAGGAUGUCAGCUGAAAGAAUAUCUGAACAGAUUGAUAAUAAAUUGCCCAUGCCAUCUGACCAAGGAGCUUAUGAACAGACUGGCCACAGAAUGUCAGGCCAGGCUGAGAGAAGAAUUCCUGAGGAGAUUGACCAAAGAACGUCUGGCCUGGCUAACCAAGGAACUUUUGAACAAUAUGACCUCAGAUCGUCUGGCCUGGUUGACCAUAAAACACCUGCAAAGACUCACUACCGAGUGUAUGGCCAAAGCCCCAAACUACCUGAACGCCAGGCUGAUCAACUUCCAGUUUACGAGGCUGGCUCUGGUGAAACUGACCAGGUUUACUCAGUAGAAAAACAAUAUGAUCACACAGAGGACCACCAGGCUUACUAUGGAACACUUGGCAGAUUUGACAAUAGCAAGAAUUACAAAGAAGAUGACUACAGAGUACAACCCAACACAUUUGAGUACGGUCAAACAGACUUCAAUGCCAAGCUUUCACAUGAAGUAAAAGAUGAAACUGAAAGUACAACCAUCACCCAAGCCUACAACCCAGUUGAUGCCAAAUCCGCCAGUACUUUCCAACGAAAAAGCCAAGGCUUUUCCCAAAGAAUCCCCUCCAUCCCAUCUACAUUGACCUAUAUCAGUGGUAAAGGAAGACUUCAAGACACAGAAACCAACCUUGAUGAUUUUCAAGAAUUCCAGCAAAAAAAAAAAUCUCGUUUAUUCAGUCAAGUUUAUCAAAAGAGGUUCCCUUCUGUAGUAUAUGAAGAUCCUUAUGAAGUUUCACUCCGAUACAUGGAAAAACAUGGAAUUCUGCAAAUAUUCCAGCAGAUCACUGAAAACUUAGUCUAUGAAAAGCCAGAGGACCCCCUGAAUUUUAUGCUGUACCAGGUAUGCAAUGGGAGUAAAAAAGCAACCUUCUUAUUCCCUUUAUUGUACAGGAAAUGAUGAGAAAAAGAGAAAAACCGGAAUACUGGGAAGAAUGAAUCUCUCUUCGGUAUUGUUUACAAUCAUCAGUGUCUAAGACUAUGUUCUGUUUUCCAAUCUGAAAAAUGGUAUUCGAUUAAGCACUGGUGGUGAAUGUGUUCUUACUUUUUAAGUAAAAAUCUAUAGCAUAUCUUUGUAAAAUUCACAUAACAGUUACAGAUAUCUCUGGCUAAUCAUACAAAAAUAUACACAUUAUACUUACCCAUGCAUUGGUAUUUCAGUACUCACUCCACUAAAGCCCUGAACAAUAACAAGUUCACAAAUCCUAAAGAGGAUAAAGAAAAUACUAUCAGCAAUUUAUAUGUACUUCUCAUAAAGCAUACAAAUAUAUCAUGUCUCCAAACUGUUUACAGAAUUCUCACUCAGAAAAUGUGUGGAAAAUAACUUAUAACAGCACUUUUUUUCUCUUAAUGAAAGAUUGUCAUUGUAAUAUCUGUUUUGUAUUUCUUAAUACCUUCAACAUAUUUUUGUUGUUUUCCUCUUUAAUCCUGCUUGUCACACUUUGCCAUUAGUGGAUGUGAUUUAAUCUUUACUUAGGAAUACCUCGCUUCUGAUUUUUAACCUACAGCAAAACUCAAAUGUGUUAUACUACUCUGUACACACCUGUGAGUGAGGCAGAAUGUCACUUUCUCAUUAUCUUUAUCCCCUGAAGAGUAUCUACAUCCUGUGGAAUGUAUAACCAGUCCAACUGGUAUUUUAAAGCAAAAAGUUUUAACUUGGUCCGUCUGGUAUGAGAGUGUCUGCCCAGAAAUCAUAACUGAGAUGAUCAUCUGAUACUACUUUUGUGAGAUGAACUUUCCAUUUAAUUUCUAUUUGAACAUUAAAGGAGACACGAUUCUUAUAUUGUUUAGCUGAUGACUUGGUAGGAUUCUGUGGUUGCAUUAAAAUGAAUUAAGCUUCUGUUUGAAUAAUCA
This is a messenger RNA of Microcebus murinus (gray mouse lemur), 2403 nucleotides long. RefSeq names its product testis expressed 55 (gene TEX55). NCBI's taxonomy places the organism in Eukaryota, Metazoa, Chordata, Mammalia, Primates, Cheirogaleidae. Gene Ontology annotation, cellular component: nucleus. The record is from RefSeq and is a predicted model, not a curated record.